UGAACAUGGACUCAGCAGAAAAAGAGAACACCGAAGAAGGAUUGUUUAUGUUUUAUGACUCCUUCACAGAGCUGUUUGAAUUCUUCUGUGACAAUACCACCAUUCAUGGCACCGUCAGGCUGAACUGCUCUAGGAGGAAUAAGAUGAAAACGGGCUUUUGGGUUUUUCUUUACCUUUUUGCUUUCUCAACAAUGUAUUUUCAGUUCGGAGACACCUUCACCCAGUAUUGGUCCUACCCCACCAACUUAGCCAUACAUUUACAGACCAAGAAAAGCAAUUUUCCUGCCGUGACCAUCUGCAAUAUGAACCCCUACAGGUUUGACCAGGUUAAUGAAUAUCUCAACCAGUUGGAUCAGCUGGCCCAGGAAACUCUACAAACUCUUUAUGGAUAUAAUGCAUCCCUAUCGGUAAACAAUGAUGUUGUAGAUCUGCAAGACAUCACGGACAAUGCAACAAGCCAACUGGAUGAAAAAUUUCAGUUAGACAGUUCAAUAAAACUGAUAAAACUGGAAGAUGAUCCAAAUCAAAUGUCCAAAGGAAACAGGAGCAAACUGGGAUUUAAGCUUUGCGAUUCUACUGGUGGCGAUUGCUAUUACCGAUCCUUCUGGUCAGGCGUGGAUGCUUUGCACGAGUGGUACCAGUUCCAUUUUAUUAAUAUCAUGCACAAAAUUCCGUCCGUGUUACAAAUUGCUGAUCAAGAAUACGUGGAUAAGUUUAUUCUUAAGUGUGACUUCAAUGGCCACAGUUGUAACAGGAACUACACACAUUUCCAUCAUCCGACAUACGGCACCUGUUUUACUAUCAAUGGAAAUGAAAAUAGCAGCGCUCUGUGGGCUGCAGUGAAACCUGAAAAAAAAUAUGGGAUUAGCUUGAUCGUUAAAGUAGAUCAGCAUGAUAAUAUGCCCAUUUUGUCAACGACAGCCGGAACCACAGUGAUGAUUCACAAUCCAAACCAGUCCCCUCUAGUGGAGCAUCAAGGAUUUGACAUAUGGCCAGGCACUGAGACCUCAAUAAGUGUAAGACAGGAUCAAGUGAAUCGUCUGGAGAAGCCAUACAGCAACUGUACUUACAAUGGGGCCGAAUUAGAUUUCACUCUCCUGUACAAUUCAUCGUACACAUUACAGGCUUGUGUUCAGUCAUGCUUUCAGUACAUAAUGAUAGAACAGUGUGGAUGUGGCUACUAUUUCUACCCAUUGCCUUCUGGGAGUGAAUAUUGCAACUACAACAAGCAUCCAGGAUGGGGACAUUGCUUCUUUCGUCUCUAUGAAAAACUGCUAGACCACCAACAUACCUGUUUCAAGAAGUGCCCCAUACAGUGCACGGAGACAAUGUACUACCUGUCGGCAGGGUUUGCUAGAUGGCCGUCAACAGUGUCUAAGAGCUUGUUCCUUACACAGUUGUCCUCUGAUUAUGGAUACAACAGCACUGUUAACAGGACUGAAUUUUCAAAGAUUAAUGUGUACUUCCAAGAGCUGAAUCUGCAAUCUUUUGACGAAACUCCAGCGAUCAGUAGCCAUGAUUUGUUGUCUACCAUGGGAAACCAGUGGAGUUUCUAUUUUGGCUCAUCGGUGCUUUCAGUGGUGGAGAUAGCCGAGCUGGUCUUUGAUGUUGUAGCUAUGGUGAUCAUCAUCAAUUAUGCCAAACGUAAAAAGAAACAGGUAACCAACAAUAAUGAGGGUCCGUAUGUCAUCAGGAUGGAGGGAUUGUCAGGUCUCGAUGGGAAAACGUUACCCAACUCUUCACUCAAUGACCAAGAUCUGCCUAGCUACCGUAGCUGUGACACCAAAUCAGAAGAGAUAUGAAGGCUGUUGAU
Molecule: messenger RNA, 1813 nt
Organism: Nanorana parkeri
Lineage: Eukaryota; Metazoa; Chordata; Amphibia; Anura; Dicroglossidae
Gene: SCNN1D
Product: sodium channel epithelial 1 delta subunit
Exons: 12
Coding region: 6-1802 (598 amino acids)
Biological process (GO): sodium ion transmembrane transport
Cellular component (GO): membrane
Molecular function (GO): ligand-gated sodium channel activity
Source: RefSeq, a predicted model, not a curated record